AGUCCUUGAUGGUGCUCGCCCCACCUGGAGAACUACUUCUUCAGCCUGGUUUAAAGGAAGGGAGAAGCAGGUGACCAACAGCCAGCCCCCCAGGCCACCCCCCGGUCAGCAAUGGGAGCGUGCCUUUGCCCCUCGGAGGGUAAGGAGAACGUUCAAGGAUCAGACGGCUCUCUCCAAGCUUCCUGCACUCCUCUAUUCUUCCAUCCUUACAUCAAAGGAUCCCAAGUUAUUAUGGAUAAUUCUUGCUGUAUAGUAAGUAGAAUAGCCACGUUCCAUGAUGGUAUCGUCUUCUCCAACCGGCCCAUAGAGCUUUACGAGAAAGUGACUGUGAAAAUCUUACAAGAAGACCAGAAGUGGCAAGGUGGUCUACGGGUGGGCUUCACCUGGAAAGACCCCUGUCUUCAGUCUCGUGAAUUGCCUCCAUUUGUGUGCCCAGACUUGGUUAAACAAGGGAAGACUUCUGCAUGUGUUUUACCAGAUGAAUAUAUAGCAGAAGAUACCAUUGUCAGCUUCUGGGUGGACAGCCAGGGCUGCGUUUUCUGCAGUAUCAACCUGGAGGCAGAAGGGUUCUUCCUCUUCAAUGGUGUCUCAGUUGAAUCUCCUGUUUGGGCUGUUGUGGACGUUUAUGGGAGAACCAAAGCAGUCCAACUUCUUGAUUCCACCUGCCUGGAGUUCCAGGAAGGAGCUGAAGAAAGCACUGCUGAAGAUUGCAUGGUCUGCUUUGCGUCCAAGGCCAACACCAUGAUGCUCCCGUGCUGUCACGACGGCUUCUGCUCCCGUUGCGCUUUGAAGAUUCUGAACACCAGCGGCCGCUGUCCUCUGUGUCGACAGGCGGUGAAGAAAAUCCUUCUCAUCUCCAUUUUGGCAGAAAGGGACGACCCGCAAAGUGGGUUGGAAAAAUCAAACAGAAUCCACUCCCUGUGGUGACAAAACCUGCGCUAUGCUGGUGCUCCUGAAAUAUGUCAGCCCUAGUAGGAAAGUGCAAGUACUGGAAAGAUGAAGAAAGCAGUUGGAAAGGGGGGGGAAAAAGCGAUGUUGGCUUAGAAGGGAUAGAAGCAAUGAAUGAGGAUGCUGAGUUGGAUAAAUGAGCUGAUUGCAGGAGGUCUGGAACCGCUGGAGAUGCACGAAAGCCACAGCCAGGAUAUGAGAGAGAGUAGCAUCAAAAACCUCUUCAUUCUUAAAAAGAUCACUCCCCUUGCAAGCUGGCGUGAGAUUGACAGCUUUAAAAUUUAGUUUCAGGACUUUCAAGACAGGGGAAACACCAGCAUUGUCUGGUCUCGGGGCAACAAGAAUAAUGAAGGGCUUGUGGAAAAUUCCCAAGGCAGCUCAAGCCAUAGGAAAAUGUUGUUAGCUAUGCCUUGCCAAGUAACUCUUUCCCGUGCAAAAUACAAUUCAUGAGUUAACCAAAGCCUUUGGGAACCUGCUUAAAAGGAUAUAAAUUGCUACCCGUCUUGGCUUCUUUGUAAUGUUGAUGUUUCCUGAGAAUGAGAGAAUUAUCUUUCAGAAAACAAAAGCUUAUUCAGGAAAGUAGAUGUGGCCUUUUGGAAGAGGGGGACAUGAACAGACUUGUAAAUAAAUAGCAGUACAAGAAUGAACAGUAGAAUUCCGCACUGAAGGAGUCACAAGAGGGAGCGAAGCAGCAUCGAGAGUUCAAGGCAAAAGGAUCUGCCGUUGUUUCUCCUGCUCUGUGGGAUGGGAAAUCCCCUUGCAGGAAGCAUCUGAAGAUCUAGGCCUUCAAGACUAAAGACAAAGGGAUGAUUUCCUGUGACUUGCUCAAACAUCUCAAAGUUGGUAGGGACGGCAAACCAACGAGUUGAAUGAAUCAUGUUGAGACUUAGGGGAAGAACCUUAUGCAGUCUUAGAUUAAUUUUUGACAGAGGUUUCUUCAUCAGAUGCCCUGUAUUGAGUGAACAAUUUUCGGUUUAUGAAGGUUGCAAAACUGUGCAAGCUUUCUGAUUUCCCAGGACUCUUCAGGCAAGGAUUAAUAAUCCAACAAUCUAUCAUAGCUGGGCCAAUAGCAGGUUAUAGUCGAUAACGGAUUGGGUCCUGGGCCUAUGUGAAAAUCAAAGCUUGCCCAGAAGAACAAAUGGGUCAAUCUGUCAGUCUCCCAUUUUUGGAGAUAUAAAAUUCAUUUAUUAAAAUCAAACAGUUCCAUCUUCUGAAUUAUAGAUUCCUUAAUAGGAGGGUGCGUGGCGGGAAUUGAUAACCUUCCUGCCUUAAAGAAAAAUGGUGAAUGCAGUUGAAUUUGUUUCAAUCUGCUUUUAAAGACACAGGCCAGAACCAAUAAAAACCGCCAAUAAAACAAUGCUUUAAAGAAUUAAGGACAGAAACAAUUGGUAAUUUAAAGUACUCAUUUACUUGUAUUUUAGAGCAGAUUGUACAUUUUCUAAAUGACAAGAGAUCAACAUGUGCCAUCUGUUUCGGUGUUAGUAGUGUUUUUUGGUACUUGCUUCUCUGUAAAAAUUGGUAUGUAUAGAAAGCAUUUGUAAUAAAUUAAGAGAUACCGUC
Python bivittatus (Burmese python) is the source of this 2508-nucleotide messenger RNA. It is a transcript of the gene NEURL3, whose product is annotated as neuralized E3 ubiquitin protein ligase 3. NCBI's taxonomy places the organism in Eukaryota, Metazoa, Chordata, Lepidosauria, Squamata, Pythonidae. Gene Ontology annotation, cellular component: early endosome. The record is from RefSeq and is a predicted model, not a curated record. Gene Ontology annotation, molecular function: ubiquitin protein ligase activity. Gene Ontology annotation, biological process: ubiquitin-dependent endocytosis.